Molecule: messenger RNA, 11530 nt
Organism: Leopardus geoffroyi (Geoffroy's cat)
Lineage: Eukaryota; Metazoa; Chordata; Mammalia; Carnivora; Felidae
Gene: LAYN
Product: layilin
Exons: 7
Coding region: 305-1423 (372 amino acids)
Molecular function (GO): hyaluronic acid binding
Source: RefSeq, a predicted model, not a curated record
UGGGGGUGGGGGGGUGGGAGCCGGGAGCGGUCUCCCCUCCCCGGCUCGCUCCUCUCCGGCCAGCCGGGUCUUUGGCGCUGAGCUCGCGGGAGGAGGCCGUCGGGGGGCGGGCUCGGUGACGUCCCAAGGGGCGGGGGGCGGCGCGCUGGCUCCGCGCCCUCCCCUCCUCCUUCGGGUGCCGGCUCCGUGGGUCCUCGGGAGAUGCGGCCGCCGCCGCCUUUGCGGUUUCCGUGCACGCAGCUGCGGGUCCCUCCGCUCCACCGCCGAGGCGCCGCGGCGUCCGAGGGCGUACCCGAGCCGAGCCAUGCAGCCGGGAGCCGCGCUGCAAGCCAUGCUGUUGGCCGCGCUGCUGGCGGGGCCCCGGGGCGCCACCGGUCGCCUGCUAAGCGGGCAGCUGGUCUGCCGGGGAGGGACACAGAAGCCUUGCUAUAAAGUCAUUUACUUCCACGACGCUUCUCGAAGACUGAACUUUGAGGAAGCCAAGGCAGCCUGCAGGAGGGAUGGAGGCCAGCUGGUGAGCAUCGAGUCUGAGGAUGAGCAGAGACUGAUAGAAAAGUUCAUUGAAAACCUCCUGGCGUCUGACGGUGAUUUCUGGAUCGGGCUCAGGAGGCGUGAGGAGAAACAGAGCAAUGGCACAGCCUGCCAGGACCUUUAUGCUUGGACCGAUGGCAGCGCGUCAACAUUCAGGAACUGGUACGUGGAUGAGCCUUCUUGCGGCAGCGAGGUCUGCGUGGUCAUGUACCAUCAGCCAUCGGCACCCGCUGGCAUCGGGGGCCGCUACAUGUUCCAGUGGAAUGACGACCAAUGCAACAUGAAGAACAAUUUCAUUUGCAAAUAUUCUGAUGAGAAGCCAACAGCUCCUUCUACAAAGCCUGGAGGUGAAGGAACAGAGCCAGCAACACCCAUGCUUCCAGAAGACACACGGAAAGAAGAUGCCAGAGAGACUUUUAAAGGAAACAAUGAAGCUGCCUUAAAUCUUGCUUACAUUCUAAUCCCCAGCAUCGUCCUUCUCCUUGUGGUCAUCACAGUUGUGUGUUGGGUUUGGAUCUAUAGAAGGAGGAAAGGGGAGCAGCCAGGCCCCAGCACGAAGGAGCAGCACACCAUCUGGCCCUCUCCUCAUGCGGGGAACAGUCCAGACCUAGAGGUUUACAACAUCAUUCGAAAACAAAGUGAAGCCGAUUUGGCUGAGACCCGGCCAGACCUGAAGAACAUUUCAUUCCGAGUGUGUUCGGGAGAAGCCACUCUCGAUGACCUGUCUUGUGACUAUGACAACAUGGCCGUGAACCCAUCCGAAAGUGGAUUCGUGACUCUGGCGAGCGUGGAGAGUGGCUUUGUGACCAAUGACAUUUACGAGUUCUCCUCAGACCGAACGGGGAGGAGCAAGGAGUCUGGAUGGGUGGAAAAUGAAAUAUAUGGUUAUUAGGGCACAUGAAAAACACUUGAACAAAUGGAAAUGGGAACGAAAAGAGGAGCAAAACUCUCCUAUUUUCUGUGAGGAAAAGAGAAUGUGUAUGAAAAUGCUCAGUUCAGGUCUUGGGGGCAAGCAUGUGACCCCCAUUAGCCCCUGUUGGAUCCCCAAGUUUGGCCAAAUCCCCAACCCCAGCUCCUCACCCAGAUCAGCCUUAUGAGAAAGCACCUUGCCCACGGUCAGGCACAUAGUAGAAAAGAAAUGUCAAUCGACUGGUUCUAUCUGACUUUCAAGGGAGAGUGACUUCCCUGGCAGGGAUAAGUUUGAGGCUGUGGGACUUGGGAAAGCCAUCUCUGGGUUCUGGUUUUCUCGCUCUGCUCUGUUUUAUAUAUAUAUAUAUAUAUAUAUAUAUAUAUAUGUGUGUGUGUGUGUGUGUGUGUGUGUGUGUGUGUGUGUGUGUAUAUACAUAUAUAUAUACUAUAUCUCGGCAGCAGAUAUAAUCACAACGAGACAGAAAUUACAGAAUCUUUUCAAAGCCCACGUACUGUGGCAUCAGGCUGGCCAGUGUACGGACAAAUCUUAGAUCUGUUUUGUUUUGUUUUUUUUUUUUUUCAAAGAAUCAAAUCAAAUCAAAAGCAGGAAGCAGAAUGUUAGUCUGUCUGUGUCUACAGCCCUUCCUCUGCAUGUAACCUCAGGGGACCUCUUUUUCUUUCUCCUCGCAUCCAAACUUGGACAUAUCCAACUUGGAAAUACGUUACAAACUAAAACUGGAAUGUGAGUCUCGGCUUCUAGGCCUCUUUGUGUGCCCAGCCCCGGUAGUGCUCUUAUUCUCCUCGUGUGUUUGUUUUACGGCAGCAGCAACAUGGUUUGGCUGAUGAUGAUAAUGAUUCUUCCUUUGUGUUAUGGGACUUAUCUCAAAUACUUUUGGACUCAAAUCCACAGAAAAGUUUCUUGGCCCAACAUUGGCUGUUUACACUUUGAAGGUCUGCAGGCUCUUAUCUAAUAUCAUCAGCAAACCCCUUCUAGCUUAUUAUGUUAAAUUUUCCAAUGCUUAUUUAUUUUUGAGGGAGAGAGACAGAGUGUGAGUGGGGGAGGGGCAGAGAGAGAGGGAGACACAGACUCCGAAGCAGGCUCCAGGCUCCGAGCUGUCAGCACAGAGCCCAAUGCGGGGCUCGAACCCAUGAACUGGGAGAUCAUGACCUGAGCUGAAGUCGGACGGUCAACCGACUGAGCCACCCAUGCGCCCCGUAACCUUUGAUCAUAUAUCUUACUUUUUUCAUAGUUUGUCACUUUGUCUCACACACAGAGCCCCGAACUAGAUGGAGUUAGCUGGUCUGGGUCUGAGCAGUAUCACGUGCAGUCAGUUGUAAUCACUGCCCAAUGGCCGGCUACACGGGGACAGGGAGUAGGGUGGACAACAGAAACAUCACUUACGCCUGCUCCCAGGAAGUGUAUUUUGUGGACUCACAACAUAUAAGCAAAAUGAGUGACCCAGUGGUCUGAAGGACCGAUUCGUUGCUCCAAAACAUCAAAGCUCCCAUUUUGCUUCAGAUGUCCUGGGUCUAUAAUCUAUCCCUUUAUCCUCCCCUGUGUCACCUACUGGGGCCCCUGUUAGGUUGCCCCCCCAUCAAGGUGGGGAUCCAGUCCGCCCUGUCAGCAUUGUAACUCCCACACUCCAGACAGCACCUUGCACAGAGUAGACCAUCAAUAUUUGUUGAAUGGAUGAGCAAUUCAUUUUUCAGGCUGAUACAGCAGAGUCUAUAUAGGUCAGCUGAAAAGUUUGCAGAACUUAAAAGUUCAUACUCCAACUGGGUGGGGUAGGUAACAGUUAUUUUAGUUUAAAAAGCAUUCCUAUUGCCUAGGAAGAAGGAAAUAGGGCAACAACAAACAGAAGUUGGUGAAUUGUGUCAACAACUUGCUUUAAGUCGCUGAAGCUGGUAACUAAAGGUUCACGGGACUCAAGUGCAGCUGCAGCUUUUUACCCAGGCCCUUUAUAUUUGCCUUUACAUUUCCCUGACUUUCCUUGAAGGAGGUAGAUCUGAGGCUUGCGCUCUGGUCUCCUGGUUCGGUCACUUCUCAGAUAAGUCCUUUUGGUGUCGCAUACUCGCUGUCUCAGCGAUUAUCUUAGCUGUGCCUCAGGCGGACGAACGGGGGUUCAGUUACAAAUUUGGCAAGCCGUCCAGGAGCUCCUUGCCCACCGUUCAUCUACUCCCAGCCAACAAGGGAAAUCCGGUGAGUCCAAGCAGCUGCUUAGGCUCUUGAUCCUAGGGGACUCACCCCAACUGGUGUACCAAACUUCGGCACCAAAUUUAGCUCCUGCGGCAAGGAAAUCGUUUUGAGUUUGGGUUGGACGGAUGGCUCUUGGUGAGUACUUUGUGUGCAAUGGCAUGUGACCUUAUGUCUUCCUCCCUCUUGGUUCAAUCGGUGAAGCUCUGACUUUUGGGGAGGAACCAGGGCUCACAGAGGAACUCUGGGCUUCAUUUGGCUUGUGUGUCGUUGAAACUUUUGGUAUCUUUGAAUAAAGCUAGCCAUGUUCUAACUGGGAAAUGAGAAAUGACCGUUUGAUCCCCACAUGCUGCCCUUUGGGCUGUAUUCUCCAAAUUUGGGCAAUCUUUUUUUAUUUUUUAUUUAUUUAUUUAUUUUGCAACACUACUUGGCCACAUUAUCCAUUAGACUCCUGAGAAAAAUGGCCAAGUGGUGUGUCUGUAAAUUAAAACCCCAUCUUGCAAUUGAGUUUGGUUUAUAAAAGAUGAUAUCUGGAAAUUGAGCCUUUAAGAUUUUGUUAGCAUCUUGUCUGUGUAUUUGUAUGGGUGUCCGUGUAUAUUAUAAAUGUGAAAUGCUUUCUCUACCUCUGGAUGGUAUUCCUAAAAUUAAUUUGUAAGAGAGCUCUAGUUGGCUUAAAAGCAAGCACUUGUAAGAAUUGGGCGUUCUAAAACUCAGGAAAAUGGGAACUGACCCAAACAUUUUUCAAGUUUAUGUGGUCUGGGAAAAUAUUUGGUAUUAAAGCUAAUUUCAGGUUGUUCUAUUAAGAUGGAUCUGUCUUUAGAGUUGUCAGCAUUAUAUGUAGAACUUCUGUUCUGCCUGUGUUUACUGAAAGUCAAGGAGGUUCAUGUUCUUUCUAUUACAAAAUUUGUCAGAAAAGAAAAAGUGUAUGGUAUUGGUCUUUCUAUCACCAUUUUAGUUGUUGUGGUUUUAGUUUUUUUGUUAUUUUAGUUUCUGUUUUGUUCAUUUGGGUUUGUUUGGGGUUUUUUUUAGAGAAAAACCUUAGUACUUUGUCUAAUGCCUAAUGAGGUUUUAUGGGUAAUCUAAGAACAAAUAAACAACCAAAUAACUUCAAUAAAUGUCAUUCAGACUACCAGAAAUAAUAAGGGAAAUAACUCUGGAAGCAAAGUGAGACUGGUUGUUUAAAGAGGGAAAACUUAGGACAAAUUCUGAUGUAAAAAGGAAAGUUGAGAAGAUUUGUGAGAAGGGAAUCUUUGGAAAGGAAUUUUUUGCAUGGUUGAGGCUAAGAUUAUGGAGGCUAAUAUGUAAAAAAAAAAAAAAAAGUUGAUUUUGGAGUGAUCAACACCUGGGGAAGAGAAGGGAGAGUAAGAGAUAUCCAGCUGUGAUACAAUAUCAACAGAAGUCUUAACUGAUUCUCUGGGGAGUUCUAAAGUAGGCUCAUCCUUGGGAACCAUCCUAAGUUAGAGCAAAAGUCAUGCACUUUUAUAAUAGUCAUGGUAUGUGACCAGCUGAGAAGAGGGCAUGACCUUGGCAAGGCAGCUGUCUUCAGUCAAGGCAAUCCUUGAUGAUCUCUGAGAGUUGAGGACUGUUGGCUGCCUUUCUCCAGCUGAAAGCCCUACAUUCCUGAUGGAGAUUCUGAUCAGAACAUCCUAUAUCAACAUGGAAGAUGACAGGCAGGGAAACAGAGACCACAUAAGUUUGCUUAAUUCAUCUUGUUGGAAUGCAUGAGUUUUAAUGUCAGAAGUAUACUGGUAUAAGAUGGUGUUGUAGACUCUGAAUCUAAAAUUCUCUCUUGUCUAGCAAAACAGUGGGACGCAGGAUUGAAAGUGAGAGAUGGCUGAUGUCCAGGAAAAGACAAGAGCCCCGAAUAAGGGCCCUUGCCCCGCUUUUAUUAGGGUCAAAAGGCUUACAAACAUGGUGAUGGACGUGCAUAAAGAGACAAUGAAUCUGUGAAUAUUAACUUGUGGACAUGAGGGAAAGGGGGUCUUGAAGAUACUCGUGGUUUGGGUUAAUAUAAAACAAAAACCAGGUGCUGGGUAGUCGGAGGAGGGUUGUUUCCAGCCGACAGGAGGCAGCACCUCUAUUUACCUUAGCCAGCCUUGGGGAUGAAACAGGGGGAAAUAACCUCAGGGUUGACAAGGCACCUUUUCUUUUUUUAACCAUCUCGGCUCUGGGCUGCUUUGCCUGCAGCGCAAAGGUCCAUAGUCCAAUUCACCAAUUUACCUAACGUGGCCCUAUCCUCCUGUGAAAGCAGCUUUCUGCCGUAGUACUAAGUUGGGGGUGCUUCCACCCUGAACAUCUAAUCUUGUUUAUUUCAUAUACCUAUGUAUUGGGCACCUUUGCCCUGUACCUAUUGUAGGCCUUGGCCUCUCCCUCUCUAUUCUGGGGGCUCUGCACCCCCUCUCUAUUUCUGGCACCUUUGCACCUCCCUAUUCUAGGGGUGCCUUUGAACCCCCCUAUUCUUGGGGUGCCAAUCUGGUUUACCCAGACUCAGGUGUGAGCAUUUUAUGGCUUUGUAUUUCUUUAUGCCUUGUUAACCCAUUGGUGUAAGCCCAGGGGAUUGCUAAACUUAUCCCCCACAAGAUGGGAGUUUGACUUUUCUCCCUGUUAAAAUGAGUUUUCUUGGAUUACUGGUCUAAGUUACAAACAAAGGUUUUUCUUUAUCUUUAAUCUGCCUAGAAAAACAAAGUUUCUAUUAAAGUUGAAUCUUGUCAACAUUAAAAGAGCUAAGUUUUGUUGACAACUAUACAACUCUCUGCAUUUGCCUCUAGAAUCGUAUUGCCACCUUGGAUAAAUAGAUAACUACAUUUUGUAAUGAUCAAAAUCUUAUUUAGGCAUGUGCUUUAAAAUCUUGUGGAUAUUUCAGAAAUAAUUUCCAAAUUAACUUUGUGACCACUCUAGUUACUUCCAGAUGAAGAUUGGGGUUAAAGGAAGGGAAUAUUUCUGUACUCGUUGAGAAAUAUUCCUUAGUUCCAGGUUGAAACCCAGCAUUCUGCACUUCCAGGAUUUGUGAGUUCUUGUACUGGAUUUUAUCCAAGGCCUUAGAGGGGAUUGGUUGUACCCAAGGAGUACUCACCGAUUUCUUGAGAUGAUCUCUCCCCCACUAAAUAGUACUUUCAUGUCUGUCAGAAGCUUGUUGGUCCAAGCAGUGUUCUUUUUGAUGUUCUCCUUGCUAACAGCAUGUAGGGAACCUGUGGUUUGUGGUGGGACCACCAAACAGCAGUAUGUCACCCAUAAUGGUGCAUUGAUGAAUAUGGUUAAUCAUUUCUUCCAUAAGAUAUUCUGAGAUAAGGGUUUGUUAGAUUUCCAGCUGGCUUUAGAGGCAGCGUGGUGUCCAUAUCCCCAUUCUUUAGCUCUUCUGAGGUCCUCUCAUCCUCCUUGGAAUAUUGGGGUUAACAUUUAGAGAGUUUGGGAGUCUUUGUACAGGCUGCCAACUUGGCUUGAUCUGCCCAAUUGUUCCCUUGGGCAAUCAUAUAGCAGCGGAUAAUAGCUGCUGGGUCACCACUGCAUCUAGCUCUUCAUUGUCCUUGAUCUGUAAAGCUCUCAUCUGUAAACAUCUCAAGAUCUGGAUUUCUGGGUAUUAAUUUUGUAUCCUUUUCUGAAUUCAUUUAUUACUUCUAGUGGUUUUUUGGUGGAUUCUUGAGGAUUGUUUUAUAUACAGUAUCAUGUUGUUUGCAAAGAGUGACAAUUUUACUUCUUCUUUACCAAUAUGGACAUCUCUUACUUCUUGUCUUCUUGCUAUGUCUAGGACUUCAAGUACUAUGUUGAAUAAAAGCGGCAAGAGAGGAGGCUCCUGGGUGGCUCAGUCGGUUAAGCAUCUGACUCUUGAUUGUGGCUCAGGUCAUGGUCUCACGGUUUAUGCGAUUGAGCACCACAUCAGGCUUUGUAUGGGUGGUUCAGAGCCUGCUUGGGAUUCUCUCUCUGCCUCUCACUGCCCCUUCCCCACUAACGUGCACAUUAUCCUCUCUCUGUCGGCCGGUGUCUCUGUCGGCCGGUGUCUCUGUCGGCCGGUGUCUCUGUCGGCCGGUGUCUCUGUCGGCCGGUGUCUCUGUCGGCCGGUGUCUCUGUCGGCCGGUGUCUCUCUGUGUCUCUGUCGGCCGGUGUCUCUCUGUGUCUCUGUCGGCCGGUGUCUCUCUGUGUCUCUGUCGGCCGGUGUCUCUCUGUGUUUCUGUCUGUCUCAAAACAAAUAAAUUAAAAAGUGGCAAGAGUGGAUAUCCUUGUGAUGUUCCAGACCUUAGAGGGAAUCUACCACUUCCUACCUGUGAGAUUUUUAUAUAUGGCCUUUAUUACGUUGAGGUACAUUACCUUUUUCCCCAUUAUAUUGAGAGUUGCUUUUACCAUGAAUGAAUAUUAAAUCCUGUCAAAUGCUUUUUUUUUUUUUUUUUUGCAUAUGUUGAGACGAUCACGAUUUUUAUCCUUCAUUUUGUUGAUGCAAUGCCAGAUGUUGAUUGAUUUACAAAUACCGAAACAUACUUGCAUCCCAGGAAUAAAUUCCACCUGAUUGAGGUGAAUGAUCUUUUUUUAAUGUAUUGUUGUAGAGAGUUUAAUUUUUGUUGAGGACUUGUACAUCUAUGUUCAUCAGGGAUGUUUGGCCUGUUGUUUUUUUGGGGGUGUUUUUGUCUGGUUUUGGCAUCAGGCUAAUGUUGGCCUCCUAGAAUAUAUUUGGAAAUUCCUCUUCAUCUUCUGUUUUUUGGAAUAGUUUGAGGAGAAUGGAAUGUUUGAUGGAAUUCACCUGUGAGUCUGUCUGGUCCUAGACUUUUAUUUCUGUGUAGUUGCUGUAUUACCAAUUGAAUUUCUUUUCGUAUAAAUUGUUCAGAUUUUCUAUUUUUCCCUGGUUCACUUUUGGAAGGUUGCAUGUUUCUAGGAAUUUAUGCACUUAUUCUGGAUUGUCCAGUUUAUUGACAUAUAAUUUUUCAUAGUAUUCUUAUAAAAUCCUUUGUAUUUCUGUGGUGUCAGUUGCUCCUUCUUUCUCAUUUCUGAUUCUAUUGAUUUGGGUCCUUCCUUGUUUUUUCUUUUUUUUUUUUUAAAUUUUUUUUUCAACGUUUAUUUAUUUUUGGGACAGAGAGAGACAGAGCAUGAACGGGGGAGGGGCAGAGAGAGAGGGAGACACAGAAUCGGAAACAGGCUCCAGGCUCUGAGCCAUCAGCCCAGAGCCCGACGUGGGGCUCGAACUCACGGACCGCGAGAUCGUGACCUGGCUGAAGUCGGACGCUUAACCGACUGUGCCACCCAGGCGCCCCAUUCCUUGUUUUUUUCUUGAUGAUUCUAGAUAAACAUGUCAAUUUUGUUUGUCUUUUCAAAGAACCAGCUCUUGGUUUCAUUGAUUUCUUUUUCCUAUUACUUUUUUUAGUCUCUUAUUUCUGCUUUGAUCUUUACUUCCUUUCCUCUACUUACCUUGGGCUUUGUUCUUCUUUUGCUAGUUCCUUUAGGUGUAUAAGGGUACAUUUUUUUCUUGUUUCUUGAUGUAGGCCAAUAUUGCUAUAUAAUUCACUCUUAAGAUUAUUUUCUCUGUGUCCCAGAGAUUGUGGGCCAUUAUGUUUUCAUUUUCAUUUGUUUCCAUGUAUUUUUUUGAUUUGCUCCUUGAUUACUUCAUUUACCUAUUGGUUGUGUGUUUGGUCUCCACAUGUUCGUGGGUUUUUUUCGUUUUUUUUUUUUUUUCUUGUGAUUGGUUUCUAGUUUCAUACUAUAGUGGUUGGAAAAGAUGCCUAGAAUGAUUUCAAUCUUAAAUUUAUUGAAGCUUGUUCUAUGGCCUAAUGUGUGAUCAAUUCUGGAAAAUGUUCCAUUUGCACUUGUAAAGAAGGUGUAUUCUGCUGUUUUUGAAUGCAAUGUUCUAGAUAUAUAUGUUAUGUCCAUCUGGUCCAAUGUGUCAUUCAAAGGCAUUGUUGGCUUACUCAUGAUCCGUUUGGGUGCUUUAUCUGUUGAUGUAAGUGGAGUGUUAAAGACCCCUGUUAUUAUUGUGUUACCAUCAGUUUCUCCUUUUAUGUCUGUUAGUAUUUGCUUUAUGUGUUUAGGUGCUCUAGUGUUAGGUAUGUAGAUCUUUAUAAUAAUGUUAUCUUAGUGUUGGGUUUAUACUUUUUUGUCUCCUGUUAGUCUUGGUUUUAAAGUCCAUUUUGUCAGAUAAAAGCAUUGCUACAUGAACUUUUUUUUUUUCUUUUCUUCAUUUGUGUGGUGAAUGUUUUUCUAUCUUCCCACUUUCAGUCUGUAAGUGUCUUUAGGUCUUGGAUAGAUAGCAUAUAGAAGAGUCUUGCUUUUUUAUCCAUUCCACCACUGUAUUUUGAUUGGAGCAUUUAGGCCAUUACAUUUAAGGCAAUUACUGAUAGAUAGGUGCUUAUUGCCAUUUUAAAUUGGUUUUCUGGUUGUUUUUGUAGUUCUUCUUCGUUUUUUCUCUUGCUCUCUGUGUGAUAGAUGAGUAUCUACAGUGUUUUGUUUGGCUUUCUCUUUAUUUUUUGUAUAUCAUAAGGUUUGGCUUUGUGGUUACCAUGAGGCUCAUAUAUAACAUCCAAAGUAAAUACCAGUCCAUACUAAUUAGGUUAUUUAAGUUCAAACACAUUCUAAAUAAAGAAAAUACCCUUUUUUCCUCUCUCUUUUCCACUCCCUCCUCUACGUUCAUGUAUAGGUUGUCAUAUUUUACAUCUUUUUAUUCAUAGCUGUCUAUGUCUAAUCGUGGCCAUUUCUUUUCCACUUUUUUAAACAUUUCUUAAAAGGCUUAUUGGUGAUAAACUGCUUUAUCUUUGUUUUGUUUUGGUUUUGGUCUGGGAAAUUCCUGAUCUCUGUUUCAAGUCUGAAUAAGAACCUUGCCAGCUAGAGUGUUCUUGGUUGUAGGGUUUUCCUUUCAGCAUUUUGACUACAUCAUGCCACUCCCUUGCGACCUGUAAAGUUUCUGUUGAAAAAUCAGCUGAUAGCUUUGAGGUUUUCCCUUGUAUGUUUUGUUUCUCUUUGGCCAUUUUUUAAGAUUCUCUCUUUAUCUUUAGUCUUUGACGUGUUUUUAAUUACGUGCCAUGGUGUGGACCUCCCUGGGCUUGUCUUGUUUGGAACUCUGUGCUUCUUGGACUUUGUCUAUUUCUCUUCCUAGGUUAGAGAAGGUCUCACUUAUUUCUUCAAGUAAGUUUUCCACACAUUGGUAUCUUCUUCUUUUUCUGGGACCCCUGUAAUGUGAAUGUUUUGUUCACUUGAUAGUAUCCAAGAGAUCUCUUAAUCUAUCCUCAUUUUUAAGUCUUUUCUCUUUUUGCUAUUCAGUUAUGUGCUUUCCAUUACCCUGUCUUGUAAAUCACUGGUAGGUUUUUCUGCAUCUGCUAGUCUACUGUUGAUUGCCUGUAGUGUAUUGAUUUCAGUUACUGUAUUCUUGAACUCUGGUUGGUUCUUUUUUUAAUAUUUUCUAUGUCUUUAUUGAUGGUCUCGUUGAAUUCUUCCACUCUUUUUUUUCUAACCCAGUGACUAUCUCUAGGAUCAUUACUUAAAAUUUUUUUAACAGGCAUUUUGCUUAUCUUUGUUUCACUUUUUCUGAGAUUUUUUUCUUGUUCAUUCUUUUGAAGCAUACUCCUAUGUCUCCUCAUUUUGCUUGACUUUCUGUGUUUGUUUCUAUGGAUUAGAUGAACUGACUACUUCCUCAAAACUUGAAGGAGCAAUUCUGUGUAUGGUGUCCCCUCUGCAGAUUCUUUGUGCUUGGCAGCCCAGUACACUUUUGACCUUAUUAUACUGAGGCAACAAGACCAUUUCUACUGCAAGUUAAAGUGCAUUUCUGAUCUAUCAUAGAUUUAGAUCUCUGACCCCUCAACAAAUUGUGAUAUUCUGUGGAGCAACAGCAAACCUCCCAAAAGAGGGGGAGAGAUUUCACUGAAAUGCAGGAAGACAUCUGCUGACCAUGAGCAUUAUAAGGUCUUCAUUCUUUCAAGAGGCUCA